This is a messenger RNA of Hippocampus comes (tiger tail seahorse), 1334 nucleotides long. RefSeq names its product calcium channel, voltage-dependent, gamma subunit 2a (gene cacng2a). Lineage: Eukaryota; Metazoa; Chordata; Actinopteri; Syngnathiformes; Syngnathidae. The record is from RefSeq and is a predicted model, not a curated record. Gene Ontology annotation, molecular function: channel regulator activity; voltage-gated calcium channel activity. Gene Ontology annotation, cellular component: voltage-gated calcium channel complex; postsynaptic density membrane; AMPA glutamate receptor complex. Gene Ontology annotation, biological process: regulation of AMPA receptor activity; neurotransmitter receptor internalization; transmission of nerve impulse. The transcript is spliced from 4 exons. Bases 107 to 1105 code for a protein of 332 amino acids.
UCCUCGUCCCUCAUCCCCGUCCUCCUCGUUUUCUGCCUGGCUGAGGUCCCGCACGCCGUCAAAUAUUUACUUCCUGUACAUCAAGCGGAAAGGGGGUCCCCCUUUCAUGGAAUGCGGAAACAUGGGCCUCUUCGACCGCGGAGUGCAGAUGCUGCUGACCACGGUGGGCGCCUUCGCGGCCUUCAGCCUCAUGACCAUCGCGGUGGGCACAGACUACUGGCUCUAUUCGCGAGGGGUCUGCAGGAGCAAAAGCGGCAACGACAACGAGACCAGCAAGAAGAACGAGGAGGUCAUGACGCACUCGGGGCUCUGGAGGACAUGCUGCCUAGAAGGAAACUUCAAGGGCAUGUGCAAACAGAUCGAUCACUUCCCCGAGGACACGGAUUACGAAGCUGACCCGUCCGAGUACUUCCUGCGUGCGGUACGAGCGUCCAGCAUCUUCCCCAUCCUCAGCGUCAUCCUGCUCUUCAUGGGAGGUUUGUGCAUUGCUGCCAGUGAGUUCUACAAGUCCAGACACAACAUCAUCCUCAGCGCAGGGAUCUUCUUUGUGUCGGCAGGCCUGAGCAACAUCAUCGGAAUCAUCGUGUACAUAUCAGCCAACGCAGGCGACCCAUCCAAGAGCGACUCCAAGAAGAACUCGUACUCAUACGGCUGGUCCUUCUACUUCGGGGCCUUGUCCUUCAUCAUGGCCGAGAUGGUGGGCGUCCUGGCCGUGCACAUGUUCAUCGACCGCCACAGGCAGCUUCGGAUCGGGACCCGCGCCGCCGACUACCUCCAGGGCUCGGCGGUGUCCCGGGUCCCGAGCUACCGCUACCGCUACCGGCGCCGCUCGCGUUCCUCGUCGCGCUCCACGGACCCGGCGCACUCGCGCGACACCUCCCCGCUUGGCCUCAAGGCCUUCGGGGCGCUGCCCUCCACCGAGAUCUCCAUGUAUACGCUGCCCCGCGAUACCCUCAAGUCUGGAGCGGGGGCACCAAACGCCAAUGCCGCCUACAACUCGGAGCGGGACCACAACUUCCUGCAAGUGCACAACUGCAUCCAGAAGGACGCCAAAGACUCGACGCAUGGGAACGCGGCCGCUAACCGGCGCACCACCCCCGUAUGAGGAGGCGUCGCCCCCGUCCGCCCGCCCGCCCGCUGCCGUGUUUAUAGGACACGUGUUGUUUUCUGCAUGACUCUUCCGGAAGCUUCCAGAAGUUCAGAAGAGGUCAGAGCCAUCCAGACGAACGCCUCCUUUAUUUUUGGACUAAGUGUUUUGCAUUCAAACUGUGAAUUGUUACAGCCAGGCCUGUAACUUCUACAAAGCUACUAUUAAUAUAAAAAAAAAAAAUAUA